AUUUACAAGUUAGUAAGGGGAAGUAAUAGGUAAGUUUGAGCACUUCUCAUCUCUUAUUAUAAAUUCACACACUGGAAAGGAUAUUAUUGUACCAGUCUACAAUGGGUUUUUCACAUCUCUUGCUUCUUUUACUCUUUUUCUUAGGCGUUGAUGGUACAACAUUUAUAUUAAAGAACAAUUGUGGAGCAACUAUAUGGCCCGGAAUCCUGACAAGCUACCAAGCUCCAGCCCUGAUGAAUGGCGGUCUCGAGCUCAAAGCAGGGGAAUCACAAAACAUAUCAGCCCCUGACAACUGGUCAGGCAAAUUCUGGGCACGUGAUGGCUGCAGCUUCGACAGUCAAGGCAUGGGGAAAUGCUACGUGGGAGACUGCGGUGGCACCUUACACUGUGAAGGAAAAGACGGAGACGCCCCAGCGUCAGCAGCUGAAUUUGUUCUAGGUUCUGACAGCGAUUCGUAUGAUAUUAGCCUUGUGAAUGGCUACAACAUGGAGGUAUCCAUCGAGCCAGUUGGCGGGGAUGGAAAUUGUAGCAAAAUCUCAUGCAGUGUUGAUCUGAACCAGUGUCCACAACAGAUGCAGUUUAAAGCUCAGGGAAAAGUGGUGGCUUGCAUGACUCCCUGUCUGAUUUUUAACAAUCCUAUGGCUUGUUGUACUGGGGAAUUUAGUGAUCCUGAGAAGUGUCAGGCAAAUAGUUAUACUGAAGUGUUCAAGUCUAGUUGUCCUUUGGCAUACAACUUUGCCUUUGAUGAUGCUACCAAAUCUUAUACCUGCAGUGGAGCUAAUUAUGUGGUUUCAUUUUGUUAAUCCAAGAAAAAAAAGAGAUAGGGUUUUGAUGAUUGUAAGCUGGUUUCUUGUUGCUUAUUGCUGUAAUAUUUGAUGCACAAAUAAAUUUCUAAUAAUUUAGUAUGCCUAAAAUUUUACGGCACUAAUCCUUA
Molecule: messenger RNA, 934 nt
Organism: Daucus carota subsp. sativus
Lineage: Eukaryota; Viridiplantae; Streptophyta; Magnoliopsida; Apiales; Apiaceae
Product: thaumatin-like protein
Exons: 2
Coding region: 102-803 (233 amino acids)
Biological process (GO): defense response
Cellular component (GO): extracellular region
Source: RefSeq, a predicted model, not a curated record